Carcharodon carcharias (great white shark) is the source of this 2009-nucleotide messenger RNA. Its product is annotated as embryonic polyadenylate-binding protein-like. Gene Ontology annotation, cellular component: ribonucleoprotein complex. NCBI's taxonomy places the organism in Eukaryota, Metazoa, Chordata, Chondrichthyes, Lamniformes, Lamnidae. Bases 45 to 1934 code for a protein of 629 amino acids. Gene Ontology annotation, molecular function: RNA binding. The record is from RefSeq and is a predicted model, not a curated record. The transcript is spliced from 16 exons.
AACAGGACGGCGUUUGGUAACCGCGACUUGAACAGCCACCUAAAAUGAAUGCAACUGGCCCUGGUUAUCCAAUUGCCUCGCUGUAUGUUGGGGACCUGCACCAUGAUGUCACUGAAGCAAUGCUCUAUGAGAAGUUCUCCCCUGCCGGGCCCAUCAUGUCUAUCCGAGUGUGUCGGGAUGUGGUCACCCGUCGUUCCCUGGGUUACGCUUACAUCAACUUCCAGCAGCCUGCCGAUGCUGAGCGUGCCCUGGAUACUAUGAAUUUUGAGGUGAUUAAGGGCCGUCCUGUACGUAUCAUGUGGUCUCAGCGUGAUCCUUCCCUCCGAAAGUCAGGAGUGGGAAAUAUCUUCAUCAAAAACCUGGACGAAUCCAUUGAUAACAAGGCUUUGUACGAUACAUUCUCUGCUUUUGGAAACAUUCUAUCCUGCAAGGUUGUCAGUGACGCAAGUGGGUCAAAAGGAUAUGGUUUUGUACACUUUGAAACACGGGAGGCUGCAAACAGAGCGAUUGAGACAAUGAACGGGAUGUUACUCAAUGAUCGAAAAGUGUUUGUGGGUCACUUCAAGUCUCAUAAAGAGCGAGAGGCUGAAUUUGGAAGUAAAAUUCUGGAAUACACCAACAUCUACAUCAAGAACUUUGGAGAAGACAUGAGCACCACCAGGCUGAGGGAGAUCUUCAAUGUGUUUGGAACGACGCAGAGUGUUCGGGUCAUGACUGAUGAGAGAGGUCGUUCUAGGGGAUUUGGGUUUGUCAACUUUGAAAAGCACGAAGAUGCCCGCAAGGCAGUGGCUGAGAUGAAUGGGAAAGAGAUUAACAGCCGGGUUGUUUAUGUUGGCCGAGCUCAGAAGAAAAUGGAGCGACAGGGUGAGCUGAAACGCAAGUUUGAAUUGAUGAAGCAAGAGCGAAUCAGCCGUUAUCAGGGAGUGAAUUUGUAUGUGAAGAACCUGGACGAUGUAAUUGAUGAUGAAUGUUUGAGGAAGGAAUUCGCUCCAUAUGGAACAAUCACCAGUGCAAAGGUGAUGACAGAUGGCGGCCACAGCAAAGGCUUCGGCUUUGUCUGCUUCUCUUCGCCGGAGGAAGCUACGAAAGCUGUCACCGAGAUGAACGGGCGGAUUGUCAGCACAAAGCCCCUCUACGUGGCCUUGGCUCAACGUAAGGAGGAACGUAAAGCGCAUCUGACCAACCAGUACAUGCAGCGACUGGCGACCAUGCGGGCUAUACCCAACCCCUUGCUUGGCUCGUUUCAGCACCUGGCACACUCUGGGUACUUCAUGCCAACUGUGCCACAGGUUCAAAAUCGAGCUGCGUAUUAUGCCACGUCUCCAGUGACUUCAAUCAGACCACCUCAACGCUGGACAGGCCAGCACAUGAGGCCCCCAACUCCAUACCAGAACAUCCUACCCUCUGUGAGAGGGACAGCACCCAGAAGAGUAGCCACAGCUAUCAGCACAGUGAGACAAGCAUCCACACAGGUCCCUCAGCUCCCAACCAACACACAGAGAGUAGCCACUAUAGGAACUCAGACUGCUGGACCACGUACCGCCCUUUCAGGACCUCUGGUGCGAGUACUCCCACAGUAUAAAUACACAUCUGGAGUCUGCAACACCCAGCAUCCUCCCAGUGCACAGCAGGUUUCUGAACCAGCUGUUCAUGUUCAUGGUCAGGUUCCACUCACUGCCUCUAUGCUGGCUGCUGCAUUGCCACAAGAACAGAAACAGAUGCUGGGUGAGCGGCUGUAUCCACUAAUCCAAGACAUGCACCCGACAUUGGCUGGCAAAAUCACAGGAAUGCUGCUAGAGAUUGAUAACUCCGAACUCCUGCACAUGUUGGAAUCGCAAGAAUCCCUUCACUCCAAGGUCGAGGAAGCUGUUGCUGUGCUUCAAGCUCACCAAGCUAAAGAUACAGCGCAGAAAAAAGGGAACACAGCUGCCUAAGCAGGACGAACAUGAAUAACUACAAGGAAAUUGUUUCACGAAGAAAAGAUAUUUGGUCAUAUGAUUAAAGUUUAG